CAGGAUAUGUGGAAGUGAAAUGAAAAUAACAUCUUCGUGUUUUAGUCCCAUUAAAGCUUCUCUGGUCUUUGGUGGCAUGGUAAGUAACUAUGUAUUUAUUUGAUUGUAUGGUAAGUAACUAUUUAUGUCUUUGAUGGCAUGGUAAGUAAGUAUUUAGUUUUCAAUAUUUAAAUUGUGCCUUAUAACUGUAAACUGCUGGUAACUAAAAUAAUAAAAGUACAAAUAUAUUUUAAAGUUUAUUUCUUAAUAUAGCUCAGAAAUAAAAAAACAACAAAGACAUUUUUCAAAUUUUAUUUUGUUUUCAAUUUUUAUUAAAUGUUUUCCUGAUGAAAGAUAAAUUCAUGUGUUAAUAUUAAGACCAAUUUAUAAAAACCACAACAGCAUGAUGGUUCUGUUGCAUUGUGGGAUAUUCGAGAGGGUGGAUCACAACAUCGGAGCAUUAAAAUCGAAGGUCAAGAACAUUUAAUACGCUUCCCUACAUACAAUUCAGGUAUGAAUCAGCUUUAACUAGAAAGCUUGUGAUUAUUAUAUUAAAAGAUACAAACUGUCAAGAGUAUAAAAGUAGGGCUAUCAUGAUAUGCAUAUAAAAUGUCAAUUCUCUUUUGGGUCGAGACUUUAGUCUCUUAUGACCCUGGCUAUGGUUUUGCGUGACCGCAAACUCGGCAGCUUUUAUAUAGAUAUAAAGUACUUGAGUAUGAGAAUUAUAGCAGUAACUAUAAUACAAGUGAUACAGCAGAAAAAGAAUCAGAAAAAGUAUUUUUUGUAAUUGGUUGUGUUCUUUAACAAUUAACAUCUGAUCUAUACAUCUUAUGGAAAUCAAAAUAACUGCAUUCUCAAAUUUUAAUUAGGUACAUCUCUUUGGCUUAAAACUAAAUUGAAAUAUCAGUACUUAAGUUUUAUGUGUUAAAGUUUAUUUUAAGUAACAUAUUUUUUUGCCAUCUUUGAUCAGCACGAGUGCUGGAAGCUGAAAACCAUCACAGUCCUGUUGUGGCCAUUGUUCCUGUAUAUGCGCAUCUUGUUGGGUGAGUUUGAACAGUGGUUCUCAAAGUCUUUUUUGUUCACAACACAAUUUUUCAAUUAUGUGAACACAUUUUUUUACACUUAGCUGCUGAUUGGCUUGAACUGAAUUCUAGCUGUAAAAUUAGUUACACUUUUUAUGAUUAUUAAGGACCCAAUAUGUGUUAGAAAGUUACACAAGUUUUUAUGAUGGCCUCCCCACGUGCCCUUAUUACUCAUAACCUGUACCCCUGUAUGAUAAACUGUUCGAGAAACUAUAUGGCAUCCUUCCGUCUUCGUGAGACAAUGUAGUAGCUAUGUAGUCCUACACUUCGACGUGUGGCUCACUAGGCCAAUCCUAGAAUGACAAUCUCGACUGCAUUUCUCGCAGGAGAAUAUUGAUUCCUGGUAAGAUCUUGACUUCUGUAUUAUUCUUUUUGUUGCAAGGGCCUCGUUUCGCGUGUCUUCUGCCCUUUUUACACCUUCAUACACUGCUGUUCGCCAGAUGGAGCGUUGUUCCGCAAUGAGCUUCCAUUCAUUGUUUUCAAUAUUGGCUUCCCUCAUGCUCCUUUUGCAAAUGUCCAUAAAUCUCAGGGGUGGCCAUCCAAUAAGUCUUGUCCCUUCUGCCAACUCUCCAUACAGCAGCAUCUCUGGGAUACAGCCUUCCUCCAUUCUCGUUACAUGGCCUAACCACAGAAGGCGCCUCUUGCUAAGAAAGGAGUGUAUAUGCUAAACAUGUGUGCUUGUUCCAAGACCUCUGUGUUAGGCACCUUGUCCUGCAAUCGAAUGCAUAAAAUGCGACGCAGACAUCUUUGGUGGAAGUUGUUGAGUUUCCGCUCCUGACUGGUAUAUGUGGUCCACACUUCGCUUCCAUAAAGGAGCGUACUAAGCACACAUGCCUGAUAGACACUUAUUUUUGUUUUAUCAGUUAGAAUGAGAUUAUUCCACACCAGCUUAUUCAGUUUAGCCAUAGUUGCUGCUGCUUUUGCAAUCCUGAUAUUUAUCUCUUCAUCGAGGGAGAGAGAACUAGAAAUAUUUGAUCCAAGGUAUGUAAAAUGCUCAUCAACCGAAAGAUUAUGACCCUCAAUAGAUAUGAUUGGAGGGGACGGUGCUUCUUGCAUCAUUACAUGUGUUUUUUGUAGACUAAUCGAAAGUCCAAACUCUUUACAAGCGUGUGAUUGACGAUGGGCGUCACCGUUAAUCAAACCAGCCCCUGAAGACCUUCUUCUGUGUAAGAUAUUAAGGUGGCAUAGCCAGUGAACAGCAGUUCACGAAUCAGCACCUUUUUUACUUUGGUCUUUGCACGAAGGCGGGCAAUAUUGAACAGAUCUGGUAUGGACGUACACUCCAUCUUCACAGUCCCUGAAGGCAAAUUGAAGAAGCGUUGAGAAGAAAAUGGAGAAGUGCGUUGGUGCCUUUGUACACAACUCUGUUUUACUCCGCUGCUGACUGGGAAUAACUCAGAGACAACGCCAUUGAAAGUUAUCGUGCUGUGCAUGUUAUUGUGAAAUGACUGUAUGAUUGUGAGCAGUCAUGGGGGACAACCUAUUCUUUGCAGGAUACUGAAAAGGCAUCUCCGACUUACCAAGUCAAUGGCCUUUGUCAGGUCUAUGAAAGCAAUAUAAAGUGGCAUAUGCUGUUCACGACAUUUCUCCUGCAUUUGGCGUAAUGAGAAUAUUAUGUCUAUAGUUGAGCGCCCACUCCAGAAGCCACACUGGGACUCUGGGUAGAUGCGUUUGGCCAGACUCUGCAAUCGUUUAAGGGCAACACAGGCAAAAGUCUUUCCAACCAAGUCAAGGAGAGAAAUUCCUCGGUAGCUAUUGCAAUCUCUUCGGUUCCCUUUAUUUUUAUACAAUGUUACAAUGUUGGCGUCUCUCAUGUCCUGGGGAAUGUUUGAGAAACACGGCUCCUUAAAAUAUAUCUGUUAGCAGCACUUUUUAAAUAGCUGAGAUAAAAUUAAGACUGUUCAAGAAAAGGUUGUCAUAUAUUGGAUUCUUUAUGUAAUUAAACAUGAACAAAUGUAAAAUGGACUACUAGGUGUAAGAACAAUGCAUGAUAUAAGUGAAUAUUGUAAGGACAAAUUCUUUAGCUAAAACCUCAUUUGUCGAUGUUUGGUCUGGCAAUGUUGUCACUGGCUGUGUUGACCAUUUCUGGUCACUAGAACAUGCUGAAAAUUUAAAUCUUUAUCAUACUUUAUGUACCGUAAUAUAAAAUCACAUAUUGUAACACUAGAAAUUGUUGCUUUGUUCACAGAUCUUUAAAAGAUGACAAAUUAACAGGUGAAGUUAAAAUUACAGUGAAAUUCAUGCAUUAAUUUUUUAAGUGUACAUUUCUUAUUUGUCAUGGUACUUAUAGCUAUGGUGUAUCUUCAGUUCAUAAAAAAAAUUUCAUGAGUUUGCUUGAUUUUAUUCAAACUUUUGAAGCAUGUAAUGACAAGAAAAUAUUUGUUAUAAUUACUCCAUCAUUAACAAAUGUUCAUGUAUGAAUACAUGAGGCAUGUUUAAUUUGGCUCUAUAUUUAAUCAGAGUCAAGCUCUGGGCUAUCAUUCCAACUUGCUUCAGUUGAGGAGAGGGCUGUUGUCAAUUUGUGGGUAUGUCAGUUAAAAAACCACCUCCAGCUUAAGUUAUUGUUAGUUAUGUCAUGAUUCUGCUCUCUUUUGCAUGUUUCAUUUAUUCUGUUAUGUUUUAGCCAUUUGACAAUGCAUGCAAAUUGUUUUGGAUCAUGGAAAACUCCAAAUAUUGAAAUUUCAAUAAUUCAAUAAAAUGAUUUGCAAUUUUGGGAUUAUCAUUAAUAUGUGAAUAAGCAUUCUGUUCAAAAGGAUUCAUUUAUUUUAAAAAACUGAUCCUGAAUUGUUAAUUUUAAUUCAGAGCCAGCAGUGAGAUGUGUCUUUAGUUCUUAAUUUCAGCAGAAAUGUGUAUACCAUAUACAGCAACGGAAAUGUCAAAUUUGUGUAUUCAAUUUUUGUUGCAAACAAUGAAGUGCAAUUCUUUUUUUAUUUUAAAUUUGGUCAAUAGCAUAAUUUCUGGGUUGUUGUUUUUUUAAAUUUGGCAAGCCCAAUUGUUUUAUACAUUAAUUUAGCCACCUUAUCUUAGAUGAUGCUUUAAACUAUUCCCCACAUAUUUUAAUGGUUAUAAAUUUUGAUCAGGUUGUGGCAGAAAUUGCUGUUCCAGACCCUGCAGGUUCAGAAAAUGACCUUGGCCUUGCACCUGGUGGAAAAAUAAAACUGCUGAGAAGUUCAUCGGUCACACUCACUAAUCCUAACAAGUAAGUCAAGUAACUGAUUAAUUUUAUUUAUUCAGCUUUUCCUCUUGGUUUCAAUUUGUUAAAAACUCUUCAUGUAAAAUUUGCAUUAAUUUCUUGCACAUAAACAAAAUUGUUUUGUGUAUAUUGUCUUAUUUAAUGUUGUCCUUCUCUUUAUAGAUAUUUAUCUACAUCCCAAGAUUUGAAAGCUUUAGAUCUGCGAUUGAAUCCUGGAGACCUCAACCAUUUUUAUGUGGCCACUGAUGCAGUAAGUAAGAAAUCUGUUGAGAGAGAAAAUAUAUUAGGCUGAAAUAUUCAUUCAAUUUGACUGAAAAUUAGGUAAAAAUCAAUAUCUGAAGAAAAAUAAUUAAAGUGCUGUCACAUCUAUAUUCACUCACAGUGCACGGACUGAGACUACCACAAUGCUAAUUACUAACUAUAUAGUAUAUAUCUAUCAACAACAGAGGCGUUGUGGAGUUCAGUGAAAUAUAGUGACUAUCAUUUAUUAUUAAUACACACUCACGAAUAAGCAAUUAUAAUCACAAAUAUAGAAUACUUAUCACAAUCACAACCUAUUCAUUAUCUUAUCAAAUAAUCAAUAUAUUAAUAGCAUGGACUUAAAACAACUGCCAUGAUUCCAUCUUCCAUUGUACUCUCCCCUUUCUCUUCUUUCCUUGGUUCCUCUUCCCAAGUUCCAUACUCUAUCUAUUAUAAGUCCUAAUUCUCACCUCACUUAACUCUCUUAACUCAACUUAGCUCUGUGACAAGUGCCUGUUGGUAUAUUUUCAGGGCUCUGUUGUGCAUGGUGUAAGGUUUGGUAAUAAAGCCUACCCUCAGAGCCAUUCAUCAACUGUUGGUGAGUACAGCCCCUUUGGUAGUGAUUUUUUUUUUAAAGGUCAAUAAUCAAAACAUUUUUUUAACUCAAUCUUUUUCUGCAUUUUAAUUACAGUAAUUAAUUUUUUUCACCUAGGAGAUUGUUGAGAUUGUUCAUAAUUUUAGUUUUACCUCAAUAUACCAGCCCCUCUCAACUGUAAAAGCAUAUCAGUUUUUAUGAAUUGCAUCAUACUGUCACUAGUUGAAAAAAGGUGUAGCAUAUAUUCUACAUGAAAAUUCAACAUUACAAAUCAGAAGAAAUAAUUUUUAAAUCACCUGCCUUCCUUAUGUACCCAUUUAAUCAAUUUAAAUUCAUUAAUUUUGAUUGUGGCAAGGGAGGGUUGCAGUAUCUUAUACUAGAUACCAUUGGUUGGCAUGUUUCACAAUUAAUUAUUAUGUUGUUUCCUUGUAUCUGUAUAGACUCGCCUGUUCCAGUCGUCUCCAUUGAUUUUUCUCCAUUUGGUCAACCUUACUUUCUGGUAUGAUGCAGCAUUAUAUUUAAUGUUCUCUUCUCUACUGAAAACAUUUAAUCUUUUCAACACCCUCCCCCAUUUUCCAUUAUAUUGUGAAUUAGAGCAGUAGUGCUCAACCUUUUUGUGAAUGUGACCAAUGUUCCCUUUAAGCUGCAUGGCUGCACGGCCUCGCAGCUAUCUCAGAGACGCUGCGCAGCAGUUUUGAGUACCGCGCAGUAAAUUUCCAUGUAAGUUUGUGUUUGUGGGCUGUAAAACGUUGCACACAAAAACAUUGAUGCUGUAAAACUUUGCACACAACUGUAUGAUUUUGCACACGAACCAACAAACCUUAGAGGGAACAUUGGAUUGAAUGUGACCCCACUGAAAAUUUGUUUAAUUAUUGGGGUUAAAAGUUCCAAUUUGAAAAAGCAAUAUUUUAUAUUAACAAAUUAAAUUUUAUAUUAACAAAUUAACCAUUAUUAUUAUUGAUAAUUUAAGAAAGAAAACAAAGAGACCAAAUGGCCACCCCCUUACGAACCAAAAAGUCAACAUCCAAAGUUUGCACCCCUGAAUUUAGAGCAUCAGUUUAAAAAAAACAAAGUGUUUGUCAUUUAAAAUUAAUUUCUAAAAACUUCAAGCAAGAGUUCAAGCUUGUCCAAAGCAAGGGAUAUGCACUUUAAAUGUUGUAAAUUGUUUUUUGUCUCUUACUUUAAAAUAAUAUUGCUUUAUUCAUUAUUCUUGUCAAGGCUGGCUGCCAGGAUGGAACCUUAUAUUUAUUUAAUACUAAAAUGGGUAAGUAGAAAUUUAUCUUGAUUUUCAGUAAUUUUUAGUUUUAAAAAAUGCAGAAUUGAAAGAAGUAUUUUGGCUUCAAAGAAUACUUCACAAUAUAAUAUGUGUUAUUGUUAUACAGGAGACAUAAAUUUAUCUUUUUUGUGCUGCAUUUUUGAAUUUGACACAUUUUUGCAAAUGCCUGCAGAAAAACCAGUGGCAGCAUGGCGUGAGUUUAUAUCAGGGGAGACAAUUCUCAGCAUCAGAUGGUCGCAGAGCAGACCUGCUGUGUUUUUUGUUUUGGACAGCAGUUCAGCAGUUUUUACCUUUGAUCUGGUUGAGAAUGGGCUGGCUCCUGUCAAAAUGGACAGAAUUACUGUUGCUAAGUAAGUACCAUAAAAAAUGUACCUAUCCCAAAUACCCGGAAUAAUUGUUUUUAAAUAAAUCAUGUUACACUUCCAAUCAUUUUUUUCUACCAGGAGAGUUAGAGAAUAACUGUAUUUCUUAAAAUGUCCAUAAACAGUCCUUUUAUAUGAGUAUGCUAACAUCUUUUCAUUUUAUUUAUGAUUCUAAAAAUAUCAUUAUCAGUUUAUGAUGAGAAAGUAAUUAUAUAUUUUUAUGGUAAUAAAAUCAUUGAAUAAAAAAUGUUUUUUUUAAAAAAGAAAGAAAUUAUACAAAAUAUAAUAAAAAUAAAACAUGAAUUUUUCAGAGCCACUUGCUUGGAGCUUGGUGGGGAUCCAAAUCUCAUGACAUCUGGGACCUCAAGACCUGCACACAUGGUAAAACUGUUUUUCUAAUGUUUAAAUUUCAGGUGACUUAACAUUUAUAACCCAGGCUCAUUUGUUAUCACUUGAUGCCUGGUACUGGCUCUCCAAGUUUUAUAAACAAAAGCCUGGCAAAUUACUGGAUUAGAUGAUGGAUGUCAACUUUAGAUUAUCCAUGACUGUCCAUUCUGCUUUCAGAUCACAAGCUUUGUAUGACCUUUCAUGUCUAGAUCACAAAUGUACAUAAACAGAUAAACUUCUUGGUUCAUAUGUUCUCUCUGGAGCCUAUACUACUAGUAGAUAAUUUUUGAAGGGUUGAGUUGAUCAAUAAAUGCCAGCAAGAACUAAACAUAUAUAUGAAUUAAGUUGGUCAAGGGAAACCAUUUUUUCUUAUUUAUAUUAUCAGUUAAUAUUGCAGUGAUAAUCCCAAAAGAAUUUAAAGCCCCUUUGAAAAGUAAUCAUUGUGUCGGUGACAGAUUAUUUCUGAUGAUAGUUUUGUUGAUUAACUUUCCUUUGAUGUGCCAGUUAUUCCUCUAUGUACAGGUUCUUGCCCUGGCUAGUGGGGACAUAGAAGUUCUAUCGCUGAAUGAAGAAAUGAGACAGCAGCAGCCUUUAGAAGAGGAAUUCCUGGCAUGUUAUGUGGACAGAUUUUAAUUACAACCUCAAUUGUUUGUUUUUACGCUCUAUUUCUUUUUGUUGAUUAAGAUGUCUUGCUGAGAGGCACAAUUUAAUAGUUACAAGGGUUAUUUAACUGGACUCCACUCUUAGAGGAAGGAAUGCUUUUGUAACUUCAUUUUCAGUAAACUUCAUUUCAAUACUUAAUUUUUAAAAAAUAAAUGCACUGC
Molecule: messenger RNA, 7938 nt
Organism: Lymnaea stagnalis (great pond snail)
Lineage: Eukaryota; Metazoa; Mollusca; Gastropoda; Lymnaeidae
Source: the annotation of a GenBank genome assembly